Hibiscus syriacus is the source of this 1275-nucleotide messenger RNA. RefSeq names its product SHUGOSHIN 1-like. Bases 122 to 1081 code for a protein of 319 amino acids. Gene Ontology annotation, cellular component: nucleus; chromosome, centromeric region. NCBI's taxonomy places the organism in Eukaryota, Viridiplantae, Streptophyta, Magnoliopsida, Malvales, Malvaceae. The record is from RefSeq and is a predicted model, not a curated record. Gene Ontology annotation, biological process: meiotic sister chromatid segregation; maintenance of meiotic sister chromatid cohesion. The transcript has 10 exons.
CAUUUCCCGGUUUCGCUCCCAUAUUCAAAAGGUGAGAAAGUAAUACGGGCUCUUUGUUUGUCUUACGAUUCUCGGCGCAGAAACCAGCUUCGUUUCAGGUAAUGAGCUGGAAGGGAAAUCUAUGGAAAACAGAUAUUUGAUCAGUAAUGUACCAAGGAAAGGGCUCAGCGACAUAACCAACUUGCAGCAUCAACCUCAAGUGUUGACCUUAGAUGAAAAGCUGCGGCAGCAACCGGCUUCACUCAGUAGUAAAGAUUACAUCGAAAAACUCCAACAGGAAAAUAUGAUGUUGAUGAAAGUUCUUGCAGACCGAAAUAAAGUCAUCGAAUUGAGUGCAAUUGAGUUACAGAAACUAAGAAUCAAUUUGGAGAAGUUUCAGCAACAGAACUUGCAACUUGCCCAAGCAAACAGCCAAAUGUUAUCGGAACUUAAUUCAGGGAAAGAUAGGCUAAAAGCCCUUAAACAUGAACUGGGAUGUAAAAAUGCUGUGCUUCAAGCAAUAAAAUCAGAGAAAGCCAAGAUUGUGGCUUGCCCUACAUCUGGAAAUGAGGAAGGAACAAACAAAUAUGGCGGGGCAGGUGAAUCCCUUAAAGAAGAAGAUAGAGACUAUGAACCUUGUUGUAGGAGAAGGUUUGGCAAGGAAGGUGAAUCUCUUAAAGAAGCAAAAGGAGAGAAUAAAUCUUGUAACACGAACAGGAGGCGGCAAUCAAAGAGUCUAUGCCCUUCUAAUAUUAAACCAGUCGAAGCCAAGGAGGGAGUCGAGAACAAAAGCAGGGUUUGUUUAAGAAGGCAAUCUGCAAGAUUUAAACCACAAGAGUCGGAAAUGACUGAAGAUGUUUUCAUGGUAGAUAAUACAAAUUUUCUUGUUCCCUCUCGUGGUGAUGAUGACGUGCAUUUAAGUGGCCUGAUAUCAUCUGAUUCAUCAGUCAAAAAAGAACCUGAUGAAGAAUGUAUGAUCCCUGGAAACGAAGCUCAAGAACUUAGGCGGGCAUCUACGGGCAGGCCUUUGCGCCGAGCAGCUGAGAAGGUCCAAUCCUACAAGGAAAUGAAGGUUAAUGUGAAGAUGCGCAGAGAACUGUGAGUUCAUCCUCUUUGCUUCUUCACUGCACUUUACUAUGGUUGAGAUGCAUCUAACUUCCUAUAUCACAAUGCUGUCAUUUCUGUAUAAUACGUUCAUAUAACAUUUCAAUGCAUCAUCCAUGGAUGACAAUUGGGAAAUGCCUGAAACUGCCAUUAGGUUGUUGACCGAGUUGUACUUGAAUAAUCUGUAGGAGU